Molecule: messenger RNA, 1435 nt
Organism: Leguminivora glycinivorella
Lineage: Eukaryota; Metazoa; Arthropoda; Insecta; Lepidoptera; Tortricidae
Exons: 5
Coding region: 170-913 (247 amino acids)
Source: RefSeq, a predicted model, not a curated record
UUACUCGAGAUCCAUUGAGCCUGGAUCGUUAUUUGAUACCCGCUUUACAAGAAACUAAAUUUGUAACUAGAUACUUCCAACACAGUUUCUUCAGCAGAUUUAGAAGGGUAUUUUAAGGAAGAAAUGUUUAGUGCGUUACGGUGACCUGGGAUGCGGUAUAAAUAUAAACAUGAAUAAGUUUCUGCUUUGUGCUGUACUGACUUUUUACAUUGCGUUCACUGUGCAGUCUGGAGACUUCCAAGACAACUUAGUAAAUGGCUACCGAGCACUUAUCGCAGAUAUUCAGAUGCGAACACAAAAAUCGAGAGAAGAUAUGGAUACGCUGGUGUCGCAAAUAAAACUCCUCAUGAAAAACGAAGCCGACAAGGCGAUAAAUUACAUGACUGUUUAUUUGGAACAGAUAUCGUUGUAUUUUCAAGUUAUCAUCCACGAUCGGAAACCUCGGAACGGCACAUACUGUAAAGAAACUAUAGUGAAGCUGCUGGGAGAGAAUCUACAGCUCGCCGAUGAAAACGUCACUUUAUGCCUCGCUUUAGGUUACCAGCGAGUCCAGCGGUUACCAGAAAAACUACAAGUACAUUUUGAAACGUUAGAAAAUUUAAAGAAAUAUUCGGCAUCUAAACUAUUUGAGUGCCAGAAGCAACAGCAGGUUGGAGGCAACUGUUCCCAUGAAAGUCAAGAUCUGGAGCGGACUGUGUUCCUUUACGAAACAUCGCCAUUCCCAGUAGUAAUGGCAGAGAUUGGCAUACACGGCUUCAAAGAAGUGUCAGAUCUAAGCGUCUGCCUGAAAGACAUCAUCUCACGCAUGAUGACGCACUCUGUGAAGGUCAUCGGUGACUUUAACCGAUGUAUCCACAACAUUGAAAUGCCAAAAUUGAAGUACUUACUAAAAUUCAUGAAGAAAUAUGCUUAGAAAUAGGUUUUAGUUGUAAGAAUAUGAGUAGCAGUGGCCUAUAUCACAAUAGUGACAAGUGUCGCCCAACAGUGACACUUCACCGUUUAUUGCCUAUUCAACAAGGAAAUAAUGUUACUUACCAACCCAGAAAUAGACAUAUGAUUGUCAGUGUCAAUGUCACUAAUAGUCACUAUGGUGAAACAGCUCAAAGUAGUAAUUUCUGUAAUGUACAUUAUGAAUGAUGAUUGCCAUUUGAGCGCAAGCUUUUCAUGUAUUGUAUUUAUGUAAUCGAAUCUUUAUAACUAUAAGUAUGUACCUAAGCGACUGACAUGUAUAAAAGAAAAAAUAAGGAAUUGCUUAAAAGUCUAUAUAUGACGAGAGAUAAGUGUCCGUCCCUCAAUCUAUCAAAAGGGCAAGAGGUAAUUGAAUAUUUGUUGUGUACUAGUAUAAGACACUGGUCCCACCGCGAGCUAGUAAGCUAUGAGCUAUUGGCUAUAAAAAUGAACAAAAGAUAAGUACUCCCGUGCAAAUAAAAGAGAC